AUGUCUUUGUCAUCUUUCUCAAAUUUUAGCGUUUCCCUUCCAUUUGCACCAGAGAUAAACACUGGUUCUAAGCUUCCCUGUACCACCGGAACUCCAUCUCUUCUCAUAUCGAACCAUAGAAGUUAUGGGAACGGUAACAAGGCCAUGGAAGCAGGAGAAAGAAGAAACAACCUCGAUCAGAUGCAGAGAGCAAGCAAGCAUCAAAGCACACAACACGAUCAACAGCAAAAGAAGAGAUUCGCCCCUGUAGCAGGAGCGCCCAUUAUACAACAGACGAUGGAAAGGAUUAUGGAGGAGAAGGAAGAGUGGUCUGCAAAGAGCUACGGGAGCUUCCUCAGACGAAUUGCUUUGCCGGAUCAUAUCGAAAUCGAGAAGAUAAAGGCAGAAAUGAAAGAUGAGAAAAGCACAGGUUUUAAGCCUGGAGUUCCGUCCCUUCUCAGACUGACCGGGGGAAGUGGUGAGAACAAUGUCAAGGCCAUGGCAGCAGGAGAAGGAAGAGACAACCUCGAUCACUUGCGGAGAGCAAGCAAGCAUCAAAACACACAACGACAACAACAGAGACACCCAAAGAGGAGAAUCGCCCCUGUAGCACCCAUGGGGCUACGGAAUGGGUUCCCGUCAGCUAGUACAGUGCAACAGAUAAUGGAAACGAUGAUCGGGGAAGACCCUUCCAUUUACAGCAGCACUUGGCCAUCGCCGAGCUUGAAAGAGGAAGGGGAUUACAGAGGAGGAAGAACGCCUUGGGAGAUCAAAGAAGGGGAGCACGACUACAAGAUUAGAUUCGACAUACCUGGCAUGACCAAGAACGACGUCAAGGUGUGGUCAGAGGAGAAGAUGGACAAGGCUGAUAAGGUUCCCAAUAAGAAGAAAAAAGAAUCUACUGCUGAUGGUUCCCAAGUAGAAGCCGAUGUGGAAGAAGAAGAAGAAGAGCGGUCUGCAAAGAGCUACGGGAGCUACAGCAGUCAAAUUGCUUUGCCGGACAAUAUAAAUAUCGAAAUCGAUAAGAUAAAGGCGGAAGUGAAAGAUGGUGUGCUCUACAUAACCAUUCCCAAGGUCUCAUCUUCCAUUAAUGUCUGGGAUAUCAAUGUCCAAUAG
This is a messenger RNA of Telopea speciosissima, 1095 nucleotides long. Its product is annotated as small heat shock protein, chloroplastic-like. The record is from RefSeq and is a predicted model, not a curated record. The transcript has 4 exons. Lineage: Eukaryota; Viridiplantae; Streptophyta; Magnoliopsida; Proteales; Proteaceae. Gene Ontology annotation, biological process: response to heat. Bases 1 to 1095 code for a protein of 364 amino acids.